Suillus subalutaceus is the source of this 1453-nucleotide messenger RNA. RefSeq lists its product as uncharacterized. The record is from RefSeq and is a predicted model, not a curated record. Lineage: Eukaryota; Fungi; Basidiomycota; Agaricomycetes; Boletales; Suillaceae. The transcript is spliced from 2 exons. Bases 119 to 1030 code for a protein of 303 amino acids.
UCCGACCACAGAGACCAACAUGCUUAUCAAGAAGCUGAUUCACAUAUUCGACAAUUCAACAUUUCCGGGCGACUAUUUCGACACGUCACCCCUGGACUGGUCCUAGCUCCACCGAAAUAUGGGUUCAGUCGCUCAUAUAUGCAAGUCUAUCCGCGAGCCUUCUAGCAGCACUUGGAGCAAUGCUGGGCAAGCAAUGGCUCAACCAUUUCAAACACUUUGGUCACGGAACGGUUUGAUGGUCGUGGAAGGCAACGGCAACGGAAGCUUGAUGCUUUAUAUGCCUGGCAUUUCAACGCUGUUCUGGAAGGUCUCCCCGUCCUGUUGCAGUUGUCCUUGCUGUUGUUUGGGGUUGCGCUCGGUGCAAAUCUAUGGACAGAACAAACACAUUGUCGCCUGCAUUGUCAUUGGCACAACGACAUUUGGGGCCGUUUUCUAUGCGCUAAUUGUUGUUGCCGCAUUGAUAUCUGAUGUGUGUCCAUUCCAAACACCGGCAUCUAAUCGACUUCGCAGCAUCGGUCAGUGCGUUGUCCGCUUCCACAACCUUCUUCAGAAGGGAAAUCAGACCAUCUUUUCAUCACUCUUGCGCUUCGUCAGCUAUAUCCCUUAUAUCACAAUAACUUUACUCCACUCAUUCGCAUCAUGCAUUUCUCGCCGGCUUUCUUCACAAUACGCCAUCGAAAAUACGGAUGCCCCUUGUAUCCGAUGGUUGCUUGAGACCUCCGAUGACCCAAAUGUGAUUACCACUGCUGCCAGCUGGUUCCUGAGGUCGAGUGGCCACCAGAUUUGGAUGUAUCUUGCGCCUUGCUCAGGCUGCGAGACACUUUCCUGGAUUGCUUCGAGAACACACAGUAUGGUCAACCGAAACUUUCUGACUUUGGCCGAGAUUGUGCGAUUGCAUGUGGAAAGGCCUUCUUGCAUCUCUACAUCGAAAGACGGUCAUUGGAUGCCAGACCCGUCUUUCUGCGUGCCACUCAUGAUCCAGAAUUCGCACUUACCAGCUCCUCUCGUCUGCAUGAUGCCCAUUGGCUAAUGUGGACUCGUCAAAAUGACCCCGAACUCUCUUUCAUCUGCGACCUUAUUCUCGAGAUAGUACUGGAUGUUGGCGUCAGCAUACCCAUUUCGCUUGGAAACCCGAAAAUUCCGAAUACCCUUCUGAUGUGGAUGUCUCAUCCCCUACUUCACUGUCUCAGCGCAAACCAGUAUGCAAGGUUUUGGAGGCGGCGUGCGUUGGAUGUAGUAGAGAGGCUGCUUGUGUCGCCCUUACCUCCGACGAAUGUCUUAGCGAACUGCCUUAUGGCGGGCAGGUUUGCUUUUGGAUCAAUCCGUUGAUCCAAAUCAACUGACCAGCACAAAACAAGGGGUCAUCGAUCAAAACACUGCUUGUAAUCUGUCCUCGAGAGCAUGCAGCAAGCCAUCGGUAUCGACAUCCAUCUAGAGCUACGCGACCGGCUCG